Parathielavia appendiculata is the source of this 2930-nucleotide messenger RNA. RefSeq names its product HET-domain-containing protein. The coding region runs from base 326 to 2581 and encodes 751 amino acids. Lineage: Eukaryota; Fungi; Ascomycota; Sordariomycetes; Sordariales; Chaetomiaceae. The record is from RefSeq and is a predicted model, not a curated record. The transcript has a single exon.
CUAACCCACUAUCUUGAUCCUUCAUUUGUGUGGUCACUCUGGAAUCGUGACUCCAAUUCAAGCUUCAUUUCAUACCUCAAUCUGUUCAAUACCAUUUGGUUGAUCUAAGCUUACUCGAGCAUGUAACUGUUGGCUGCCCAACAGGGUGCAGCGGGGCUGGAUGGUUUGGUUGAACCACUUCCAAACGGCCCAGGGUUUCUGGACGAUGGUGGAUUUAGAGCGCCGUAUGGCACCAGUCAACCACCGAGAUCCGUUGAAUGCAGCCAUAAGGCGGCUUCGUUCCGAUACUUGGAACCCGGCAUCCUUUCGGAGGGCGCACGCCAAGAUGCAGAUAUGUGCUGGUGGCUGCCUUGCACAAGCAAGUGCUCAGCCCCAAGCCACAAGAUCAAUAGCGCGGCUCGCGUGGAUACCUCGAAAACAGCUCCCGUCAGUUCGUCUGUCCCGACUUAACUCUUGCCCUUACAUCAACGCACAGGCCAAGAUGGCAUCUGCGCUGGCUCUCUACUCCCCUCUCGACAGCGGCCGCGACGACAUCCGACUCCUUACUCUGAGCAACGCGCCAACUCCCUCUGAACUCGUGCAUUGCUGGCUUGAGAAGGUGUCGCUACAAGAUGUCCGUGACGAGUACGCUGCACACCUUGCCUCGGCAAAUGUCGUCGACAAGGUGCAGCGCAAAAAGAUCCUGCUGUGGGGUAGUCGACACGGUAUGCAGGAAGAUUCCGAUGGGGCCGAAAGAUGGGUGCCCCCAGAGGCUGCUCACCGGUUCUCCUGGGGAGAUUUUGCUGCCCUCUCCUACGUGUGGGGGUCGCCGAGGGAUCGGCGCGACAUCGUGCUCAACGGGGAGGUUACGUCGGUGACGAGGAAUCUGGAGAGCGCGCUUCGGGAACUCGCGCAACAGGGCCAUUUUCGGCAGCGCUACAAGCUCUGGGUCGACGCGGUCUGCAUCAACCAGUCCGAUGCGAGCGAGCGGGGUUCGCAAGUAAGCAAGAUGAGGGAGGUCUAUAAUGGCUCCUGGUCCGUCGUCGCAUGGCUCGGCGAAGGAGACGAGGACGCCGAUUUGGCGUUCGAUCUGCUCCGUCACUUCUCCACGAUGGCCCCUGAACAACAAAAGGAACUCGCCAGUCACCUUUUGAGGAGUCCGACGCUGCGAUGGACGAAGGCCUUCUACGGCCUGAACGAGCUGAUGAAAAGGCCGUAUUGGUUCCGGCUGUGGAUUGCUCAGGAGGUCAUCCUCGGCGGUUCCGCAGCUGUCCUCCGCUGCGGCAGCAAGCUCGUGGGGUGGCCGACUUUCUGCGCGGGUCUUGAUGUGUUGUUCCGACGGGACAUGUAUAUUGCCAAGGACAAGCUGUUGCAGAUCGAGGUCAGGAGGCGUCACUCGAGAAAGGACCCAGUCUGGCACACACUAAGCCUGCAUCUCGUGCACAAAGAUCUCUGGGCGCUGAGCAGGCAGAACGAAAAGGGCAACAGAUCGCCGGGGCUCCGGCGGCUUCUCGACAUCGCCUGCUCCUCGGAUUGCCGGGACAAGCGGGACAAAAUUUUCGCACUCCUGGGCAUGAUGGAGCCUCAGAUCGCCCGUGCCUUAGUCCAUGACUACUCGAUGAAGACUCCACAGAUCUUUGAGUCGGUGACGAGGCUCUUCAUCACGCAUUUCAAUAACCUGGAGCCGCUACGGGAGGGGAACCCGUGGGGCAAAACCGGCACCCCGUCGUGGGCGGCGGAUUGGACCUGGGACGGCCGGUUCCGGUAUUCUCGUGUCGACUCUCCCGUUUGGGGAGCGUGGCAGAAGACGGACGGUCCCGAGCCCGGGCGGGAGCAUGUCUACAGCGCUGCCGGCAACCAGGCCCCCCACUUCAGGUUCAUGGAAGUCGGUCUACUGGAAUGCAGCGGCUUUGUUCUCGACUCCGUCGCGGGGCUCGGAGCUCGAGCAAACGGCUACUUCGAUUGGCACAAACGAUCGAUCAGACAAGCACGGGGGUGGAAGAGCGCCUACGGAGGAAAUGUCGAGACGGCGACAGCCAUCGCUCAGACUCUGCUCCUUGGUCACGUCUCCGGCAGCCUGCCAGCUGAGUACCGGCACUCGGUAGCGAUGCUGCACCUACCCUGCACCUUUGACAUUGCUGGACCACAGUUUGCCCAGCGCGGGUGGGCAUGGUUGUCGUCCCAGGAGGGCUACUACUUCCGAUGGGAAUGCUGGCGCGCCGCUAAUGACACGCUGAAGGUGGGAGGCUUGCCACUGCACGCCUAUUUCGACGACAACAUCCCGUCCCGGGCGGAUGAGGCGGACUACAACCAUGUCUACGGCGCUUUUGACCGUACGUGCAAAGAGAGACGCCUCAUGCUCACCGAGCGGGGAUUCAUCGGCUGGGCCCCCGACAAUAUGUAUGGAAAGUACCAGGACCAGACGCGGAUUGGAGACGUGAUAUGCAUUCUCCACGGGCUCUCCGUACCUCUACUUGUGCGGCCGCUAAGGGAUAGGUGGCAGGUUGUUGGUGAGGCUUAUGUCCAAGGGUUUAUGAAUGGCGAGGCGCUUGCGCUGCUUGAGUCUGGCGACUGCAUGGAGAGAACAUUUGUGUUUUGCUAGUCACAGUUGAUACCGACCACUGCAGCCACGCGGAAGACUUUGCCGUACAUAGCUCGUUCCAACUAUGCCAUCCCCCCUAAUAGUUUCAAUAGUUAAGAUCACUGGGUACAGCCGGUCUCAAAGGACCUGUGUACCCGGCGCCGUCUUCGCUUCGAUGAUGUCCUUGAUUUUCUUUACUUCCUCUUCGUUCCUGCCGAUGAUCCUAAGGCGGUUGGUGUUUUUUCUGUCUCUGGUGACGGCAAGGCAACGCCACUAGGGUUGGUCGCCCGGCGCCCGGCGCUCGCAUCUCGUUCUCGAUGAGCUUGCGAAGAGCCACUGGUGUAGCCUCUCCGGUGUGUUCCUUCGGCAC